Vanderwaltozyma polyspora DSM 70294 is the source of this 3411-nucleotide messenger RNA. RefSeq names its product glutamate dehydrogenase (NAD(+)) (gene GDH2). The transcript has a single exon. The record is from RefSeq and is a predicted model, not a curated record. Lineage: Eukaryota; Fungi; Ascomycota; Saccharomycetes; Saccharomycetales; Saccharomycetaceae. Gene Ontology annotation, cellular component: mitochondrion. Gene Ontology annotation, molecular function: L-glutamate dehydrogenase (NAD+) activity. The coding region runs from base 1 to 3411 and encodes 1136 amino acids.
AUGUUGUUAGUCAAUAAUAAGCCUUUAAAACAAGGCUCUACUCCAAAUACAGCUUCCAUUUCGACUCCAAGCAAUGCACCUCCUGAUAUUUCCGCAUUAUCAAUUUCUUCAAUGUCAGAUUAUCACGUGUUUGAUUUUCCAGGCAAAGAUCUACAACGUGAACAGAUAAUUGACUUGUUAGAUCAACAAGGCUUCAUUCCAGAUGAUUUAAUCGAACAAGAAGUUGAUUGGUUUUACAAUUCAUUGGGUAUCGAUGAUUUAUUCUUCUCAAAAGAAUCGCCUGAUGUCUUGGCAAACAUCAUUAAUUCCUUAUACGCUUCAAAAUUAGACGCUUUUGCAAAAUCAAAGUUUUCUCAAUUACAACUUAAUACCGGUUUCAAUAACGUUAAUAACAAUGCCAACGCAAGCAAUCAAAUCGAUUCAACUUUAAUUAAUGAUGAAAUCGUCCAAGAAGCAGAACCUCCUCAUGGUAAUGUGAAAUUACCUCAUUCACAUCCUCAAAGUUUCAAUAUUAGAAAUAAAAUUAUCACAAAUAAUCAUGCAAUUUUGAUCGAAACUAAUAAUAUUUGCCCAACUAGAUUAUCAUCAUCUUCCAGUGCUUCAUUAGCUGCAGAUUUUGAAAGAGAUAGCAUCAACAAUGAACACUUUUUAGAUUGCAGUUCUCCUUAUCAAUUGGAUUCUGUAAUCGACGAUCUAUUCCUAGAUAACAAAUCAAGAAAAAGUUCAAGAUGUGUUUCCUAUUGGACUCAAGAGAGUGGUUUGAAAUUAUCCUUUAUUUACGAAUCUGUAUUCGAUGAUAAUAUCUCAAAGCAAAUCCCUCCUGCUAAACUGUUGAAUGGUGAAAUAGAUGGUAUUAGUGAUAAAAUCAUGUUGCAAGUUACCUCUCCCGAAAACAAGAGGCUAUAUGGUCUUCUAAUUAAAUUAGUUCAAGAAAGAGAAGGUCCAAUAAUCAAGACUGUCCAUUCUAUUGAAAAUAAUGAUGAAAUUAGAUUGUUGGUAGCAUUCAAAAGAUUUACGACAAAAAAAUAUUAUUCUGCCUUAACUUCUCUUUUCCAUUAUUACAAAUUGAACCCUUCGAAAUUUUAUUUGGAAUCCUUUAAACAAUCUGAUAGUAUUAAUGAUGAUAUCAUUAUAUUUUCGAUAUAUUUAAAUAAAACUUUGCAAUCUGAUGACAUUUUACCAAAUGAUUUAGAAUUGUCAAUUAGACAGAUUGAAAAAGAAGCUUCCCUAUUGUAUGCAAUCCCAGACAAUUCUUUCAGAAGAGUUUAUGAAGAUCGUCAAUUCUCCCCUCAAGAAGCUGUAUAUGCUCAUGUUGGUUCUAUCUUUAUUAACCACUUCAUUAACAGACUAGGUGCGAAUUAUCAAGCUUUGAUUUCUCAACUAAAUCUAAAUGAAUCAAAUACUCUAUUAUUAGAGAUUGUUGACAACCUAAAGAAAAAAUUGAGAUCUGAAACGUUUACAAAACAGAUGAUCAUAGCAAAUUUAGAAAAAUAUCAUAAAAUUGUCUCAAAAUUAUACAAGAAUUUUGCAGAAUUACAUCAUUAUCAAGACAAUGCCAAAAAAUUAGAAAAUACUUUAUCUUAUCAAAGAUUCUCAAAAUUAGAACCAUUUGCAAAUGAUCAAGAAUUUGAAUCAUAUUUGAACAAAUUCAUUCCAAAUGAUUCUCCUGCUUUAUUGAUAUUGAAAACAUUAAACCUAUUCAAUAAAUCUAUAUUAAAGACAAACUUCUUUGUGACAAGAAAAGUUGCUAUUUCUUUUAGAUUAAACCCAGAAUUAAUCAUGCCAAAGUCUGAAUAUCCGGAAACUCCAUUUGGUAUCUUUUAUGUCAUUGGUAACACAUUUACUGCCUUCCAUAUAAGAUUUAGAGAAAUUGCUCGUGGCGGUAUCAGAAUUGUUGUUUCAAGAACAUUAGAUGCAUAUGAAGUUAACUCGAGAAGUAUUAUUGAUGAAAAUUAUCAAUUAGCAUCAACUCAACAACGUAAAAAUAAGGAUAUCCCCGAAGGUGGUUCAAAAGGUGUCAUCUUAUUGAAUCAUGGUUUGACUACUCAAGACCAUACUUUUAUUGCUUUUAGUCAAUAUGUCGAUGCAAUGAUUGAUAUCUUAAUUAAAGAUCCAUUGAAAGAAAAGUACAUUGAUUUGUUAGGUCAUGAGGAAAUCUUAUUCUUUGGUCCUGAUGAAGGUUCCGCAGGCUUCGUCAAUUGGGCCACUGAGCACGCAAGAAAGAGAGGUUGUCCAUGGUGGAAGUCUUUCUUGACCGGUAAAUCACCAAAGUUAGGUGGUAUUCCUCAUGAUGAAUAUGGUAUGACUUCAUUAGGUGUUCGUGCUUAUGUUAACGAAAUUUAUAAAACUUUGGAAUUAACUGACAAAAAGAUAUUUAAAUUUCAAACUGGUGGUCCAGAUGGUGAUUUGGGUUCGAAUGAAAUUUUGUUAUCCACACCUAACGAAGUUUAUGUAGGUCUUCUAGACGGAUCUGGGGUUUUGUGUGAUCCAAAUGGUUUAGAUAAGUUGGAAUUAGUGAAAUUAGCUCAUGAGAGAAAAAUGGUUUCCAACUAUGAUAAAGCUAAACUAAGUGAAUUAGGUUUCUUGGUAACAAUUGAUGAUAUGGACGUAAUGUUGCCAAAUGGUACAAUUGUUGCAAAUGGUACUACUUUUAGAAAUACUUUCCAUACUGAAGUAUUCAAAUUUGUUAAUCGCGUUGACUUGUUUGUCCCAUGUGGUGGUAGACCAAGUUCUAUCAAUUUGAAUAAUCUAUCAUCAUUUAUUGAUGAAAGAACUAAUAAAUCCAAGAUUCCUUAUAUUGUUGAAGGUGCUAAUUUGUUUAUAGCCAAAUCGGCAAGUGUCGCAUUAGAGAAACAUGGUUGUAUUUUGUUCAAGGAUAUGUCUGUUAAUAAGGGUGGUGUUACGUCUUCAUCUUUAGAAGUUUUGGCUUCCUUAUCAUUGAAUGAUAACGAUUUUGUCAAUAAAUUUAUUGGUCAUAGUACUGACAGAACUCAAUUAUAUAAGGAUUAUGUUGUUGAAGUUCAAAAGAGAAUUAUGGAAAAUGCUGAGUUGGAAUUCCACCAAUUAUGGAACUUGAGAAAUUCCACGAACUCUCCAACUACAAAAUUAUCAAUUACUUUAUCCCAAACAAUCAAUAAGUUGAAUGAUGACUUAAUUGAUUCUAACGAAUUAUGGAAUAAUGAUUUAGUUUUACGUGAUUACUUAUUGUUGAAUAAGAUUAUUCCAAAGCUUUUGAUCGAUAUUGCCGGUCCAGAAAAUAUUUUAGAGAAUAUUCCAGUACCAUACUUGAAAGCUUUGAUUUCAAGUUAUUUGUCAAGUUCUUUUGUUUACAAAUUUGGUAUUGACGUCGAUAUUGGUAAAUUCUUAGAAUAUAUUGGUGACCUUAAGAGAGAGGCGUAUGCUUCCUCAUAA